GAAAUCGGUGUGCCUGAUAUAUAUUUUGUGUGUUCCUCCUUUGGUUAAGUCGUUUUGUUUACUCGGUUCGUUGCUGUUCGCUUCGCUGUGAUGUGAAACGUACAUGACGAGUAAGCAUUUUUGCUCCGUUGAUAUCGCAACUAGUCGGUCCCGUACGUACGCCUGCAGUGUAACUUUGCUUGGGACAGUUUGGAUCGAAUAGAGUUUUGUGAAUUAAACAAAUAGUCCUAAAAUAAUAAACUUAAAUCCGAGCGGAAGGUGUCAUUAUUUGAGAGCGCAAUAAAAAAUCGAAAGUUACGGUUUUGGCAAGUCUAAAUGCACAGCUGAUCUGUUUGAGUAGCAUUCAAAUCGUUUAAUUACAAUAACUUUAAAUAAACUCGCCCAGUUUACUCCUUAACUUAGUUAAUUCCAGAAGGGUUUAUUCAGGUCGUUAUGAGUUUAGGUUUUCUUACAAAUAAUAACAAUACUACAAAAACAACAUGAUCAACAGCGCAAACACAGUUGACUUUAAUGUUAUAAAUCAUGGUAAAGUCAUACUUCCACACGGAUUAGUGCCAUUGGACAAAUGCAAACUAGUACAUACUUCGAAGAUACCUCAAAGUGGCAGCGAAAGAUUCACUUCGUCAUAUGCAAUACAAGCCUCUAUUAAUCCCUACACUUACACCGUCGAUAAUAAGCCCAGCGCCAAUAUUCAAAGUGCCGAGACCAAAGAGAUUAACAUGCAGCCGCAACGUGUACAUGUCCAGCAUCUGCAAAUACAUCCCAAUUUGCAGAACAAUCAAUGGAUUAAUGAUAAGUUUCACAACUUGAACGCUGAAAGAGAGCGCACUGCGCCAAAUGGGUGCAUAACUAAAAUAAAUCACAACAAUAACGUAAUUAGAAAAGAAAGUGCCUUUAGUUUAAGUAGCAGCAGCAAGUGCAGCGUCAGCAAUAACAAUAAUAAUAACAACAACAACAGUAAUAUUAAUAAUAGUAGUAGCUUCCCAAAUACUUUCAAAAAUGUAGAAUGUGAUAAGGACUUAGUCUAUGAUGGCAUGAAAAAGACAGCUCGCGGUGUCACUGCUCUUAUGGGUUCAACCGAUAGGGGUACGACGUCCAUUUAUAGUACUGAUUACCAAGAAAAUGCCUUUCACCGCAUCGAGGAUGUGCACAAUUAUGCCAAGAUGGACCGUUAUAGCUAUUCGAAUGAAAGUAGCAAUAGCAGUAUGCAUGAGGAAGACAAUGAAGACGAAGAUGAGGAUUUAGAUGAGGAUGAUAACAAUGACGAUGCCGCGACCAACUACGAACGUUAUCUGAAAAGCAAGCACUUAGCGGCUAAGCGAAAGCGAGUGAAAUGUCAUGAAAAUUUUAAUAUGGAAAUUACCAGAUUGGAAACGGAGGAGACUGAACUGAAUGUUGAUGUAGAGACUGUGCACAAAGUGCAGAAUGAAACAACUGAAGAGGCAAUGCCUAGCACACCAGACCAUCAUGCGCGCAGACCGAUGAAUGCUUUCUUGAUAUUUUGUAAACGCCACAGAGCCAUAGUCAAGGAACGGUACAGAUCGUUGGAAAAUAGAGCUAUCACCAAGAUACUUGGAGACUGGUGGGCUUCCUUAGACGCCACUGAUAAGAAAUGCUUUACCAAUUUGGCGCAACAGAAUAAAGACGCAUUUUUUAACGCAAAUCCAAACUUCAAAUGGUACAAGCUGCCGGCUCCUCCAUUACGCACCUUGAACACUCGCCCAGGCAAUACAAGUACAGAACCGGAAGACGACAUGAAAUCUUUUAUGAGUGCGCAAAGCGGGAGUGCUAUGCUAGCAAAGUACACGAAGAGUGGCAACAAUCACCUUUUUAAACUAGCUGAUGAAGCACAAAUGGGUGAACUCAGUAGUCUGUUCAGUGGCGAAAGCGACAACAACAACUGCAAUUCGAACCAGAAUGCAUUGCAGAAGGCCUUGGGCGAGACGUCACAAUUUUUGAACGCUUACAUGUCACCCACCAGCGGCGCAGAGAGCGUACAAUCGAACAAACAUCGCCUGUUAAGUGAGAAUAGCUUCUCCAGUAAUGGGAGUGAAGAUGAUAUUUUGCCGAAGAAAACGUCAAGGGCAUGCAAAGGGAAAAUCUAUCAAGAACUUAUUAAUUCAGGGCAAAUUUCAGCGGUUUCGAAGAAAAUAAAAACACCCAAAUCACAAAGCCAUCCCAACGGUUACGCUCAUCACAUUGUGACUCCUUCCAGCAGUUCUAACCUAACGUCACUGGAUAGCACCAAUCAUUUUUCAUCCACGUGCGGAAAUAAUAAUAAACUAAGUGAAACUUGCCCCGGUGAGGGUUUUCAAUCAAAUAAUGAUCUGUCAAGUUUCGAUUUGGAAGACAAAAUUAAGGAAUUGCCAGCACUCAGUUUGGAUCUUUACUUACAGCGCAAGCGCAAUACGAAGAAGAAAAAGAAAUUCACAUCGAAAAAACGCCAUUCAAACAAUACAGUAAACAACAAAAAUUCAGAGGCAAUAAGUGUAACGCAUGCGCCACCCAUAUCGUGUCCGAACAGAAGUCGGGAGGCACCGCCGCAGCAGGCUGUUGGCAGUCAAAAACGUAAAGCGCGAAAAGAGAGCAUCACCAGACGCGACGUCACUGUGAUUGAGAAUGAAAUCGCGUCCGUUAUUCCAUUGCCUAAAAAUUUCAGUACCAUAAACGGCUGUUAUUACUUUAACGCAUCGCCAGAUGGCGCAAUAUCAAAAUGUCUACCAUUCAGCGAAAUCCCAAACUCCACGGCUGCAACAGGAUCAGACAAUCAGCGCACCGACGUCAACGUUUUUGGCAACUUAUGCAAUGACAAUUCGUCUACCUCAGACUUACUCAUUCUGGCCGAGGUGGCUGCCAAUCGCACCGAACUAACAAAUUAAACAGCAAUCGGUUAUCACUGUACUAUUCACUAACCCAACCAUAUAAGCACCAAAAAGAAAUUGUAUCUUAAAAAUGCAACUUGUUGCAUUUAUUCACAUAUGCUUAGUUUGUAGAAGUAAUAAAAAUUGUUAUUGUUUUCAAAAGUUAUAUUUAAUACUAGUAGCAUAAAGUCGGAAAUAAAAUCUUAAUUAUAUUGUAUUUUCACAAAAUGUUGUGCCAAUCGCUUUUCUUCGCAAUGUGUUGUCCUUGUAGCUGACAAAAUAUCCCCAAGUAAUUUUGAGUAACGCUGCCGAGUUGACAGUCCUUAGACCGAUAUAAAUCCGAAACCAACCAGUGCCAACAGCCAGGGAAUUGGAUGCAGCUAGUUAAGAGAGUGAAUGCGUCUAUCUUCUUAUUGUUGUUAUUGUUGAUUUUGCAGUGUUAAUUGAUGUCAGCGAACAUAUUCUAUUUGUUCCCAAGUCGUUUAUGAGUGAAUAAUUUUACUGCACCAAUACA
Messenger RNA from Bactrocera tryoni, 3375 nucleotides. RefSeq names its product myb-like protein F (gene bbx). The coding region runs from base 480 to 2879 and encodes 799 amino acids. Gene Ontology annotation, molecular function: DNA-binding transcription factor activity, RNA polymerase II-specific; RNA polymerase II transcription regulatory region sequence-specific DNA binding. The record is from RefSeq and is a predicted model, not a curated record. Gene Ontology annotation, cellular component: nucleus. Gene Ontology annotation, biological process: regulation of transcription by RNA polymerase II. The transcript has 5 exons. NCBI's taxonomy places the organism in Eukaryota, Metazoa, Arthropoda, Insecta, Diptera, Tephritidae.